AUGGAGCCCCGCGACUAUAGCAGGUGUGUACCUCACAGCCCAAUCAGCAUUCCCAAACCAUGUCAACCGCCACAGCCCCUCCAAGCAGUUCAUGCAAUUCCAUCCUCAGCUCUCAAGCCACGGACAUUUGCUGACCAAGUCGAGCACCUUCCAACCAACAGUAUUAUUCACUCCCCAUCAUUCACAUUCCUCGUCGGCCCCAAACACACCAAAUUAACGAUCCAGUCGGGUCUCGCCCAACAUGUCUCCAAACCACUGCACAACCUCAUGAACAAUGGACACACCCGGGAAUCCAAACACCGCAUCGCCGUGCUAGAAGACGAAGAUGUCGAAACUUUCGUGGCCUUUUGCGAAUAUGCGUAUACUGGAGACUACAAGGUGCCACAGCUACCGAUGCCAGUGCAAGUGCCAACACCAACACCACCACAACGAGAAGAUCUCCGGACAGGUGUGGUAGAGAGUGCGCCGAGUACGGGGCCUUCCUGGCGAGGGACGUAUCGUUCGGAUUCGGUCUCGUCGGUGCCACCUCCAGCUCCUUCGCCGCCGCCAGAGAGUCAGACCGAUAGUCAGACCGAUAGUCAGACCGUGAAGGCCGAAGAACAGGUACCCUCUAUCGUCGAGGAGGAUGUAUCUGCUGAAGUGGACGCAGAUGCAGAGACUGGAGAAGAAGAGCUCGAAACACAGGCGCAGAAAGGCAUCGAAGAAGCUGAGCCGUCACCGUGGACAGACGAGACCGUCGAACCUAGUGAGCCACUCGUGCAGCCGAGGGAAACAGACUGGGCCCAAUCUCAAAAUCCCGAGAAUGCCCUGGCGGAAUCUGACGGGCAGCCAGCCCCGGAGGCUGUAGAGCCAGCGGAUGAGCCAUCCUGGGAAGCAAAUUCACCAGAUCCAGCCUACAAAAAGAAGUCCAAGAAGAUGAAAGUAAAGAAGGGAAAGAAGAAGUCCCAGCUACAGCCACUGGAAGAGGAACCCCCAGCGAGCUUGACUCCUCCAUCGACGCCGUCUCCUCAAGAGCCCCAAGUUGUCGAAGUACAACCCGAUCCCGAGCCCGAGCCUGAGCCUGAGGAACCUGAAGCCGUGGAGGAGGAGACUCCUGCAUACGAAGGAGGACUGCAAGAACCAGAACCAGAACCAGAAGAUGCACUAGUAGAGGAACCAACAGAGUCUUCUCUACCAUCUCCAAUGCCCUCGCCCUCUGCAGCCCCAACAGAAGCCCCGGAAUGGUUUCAAUCAAUCAACUAUCCUCCUCAGGAAGAACAAGACAACAUUGAAGACAUUCGCACACCAGAACCCAAGUCCUCAAUCUCACCCCGGGCCAGCUCGCCAACAGAAUCAAGCACUAUCCAAGCACCCUCCUCCCCCAAGCCCAUCAUCGACAUGUCUUUUGCAAAGCAACAAUCCGACUCACCACGCACACCCGGCCUCAGCCUCUGGGACGAAUUCGCCGCAUUACAAUACAACGACGACUGCACAGUACCAAUCACCCCCAAACCAUCCACUACCUCAACAUCAGCCACAGCAACAGAGCUCCCCUACCUCACCUUCCACGCAAAAGUCUACGUCUUCGCAACGCGAUACCUCAUCCCAGCCCUCGCCCAACUCUGUCUCCGCAAACUGCACACAGACCUCCUCCACCUGCCCCUCCACGACGAGACAUACACCAGCGCAGAAGACAACACAGAAGACAGGAACGCCAACCCGGAAACCGACACCCAUCCCCCGACUAAACAGAAUCUCCCCGGCGCACCAGCAAUAGUCCUCGACGUCCUCCACUAUGCCUACACCAAGACCACACGCCUGGAACCGAUCAACCCGACAUCCGCAACACAGCUACGCGAGAACGAGCUGCGAAGGCUGGUGGUGCAUUAUGCGGCUUGUCGGGUCAAGGAAUUGGCGCGAUGGCAUGGUGGUGGGAGUGGGAGGGCGACGCCGGCGGAUGGGGCGAAGCCGGAUAGUUUGAGGGCGUUGUUGGAUGGGACGCCUGAGUUGGCGAGUGAUCUUGUUUAUCGGAUGAUGUAG
Molecule: messenger RNA, 2019 nt
Organism: Penicillium daleae
Lineage: Eukaryota; Fungi; Ascomycota; Eurotiomycetes; Eurotiales; Aspergillaceae
Exons: 1
Coding region: 1-2019 (672 amino acids)
Source: RefSeq, a predicted model, not a curated record